AUGAUGCAGCUUGGACAUUUAUUCGCAGGUCAAAUAGUCAUGUAUAUUUCCUUCCUGCUGCUUGUGGCUGUUUCUGAAGGAAAGAUCAUACCGGCAGGAGUAAGCUACCUUGCCAGGUCUCCUUACCUCCGUGUGUCAGAUGCCAAGGGUGUGUUCUGCUUUCUGUUCUCAUUCUGCACGGCAACCAUUGGAUUCAUGCUGGAGACGAUGCGCUCAACAGCAAAGAUAUGCAAGAACGACCGAAUGAAGUACAGGGUGAUGAAGGCACAGCGUGGAUUUACCUAUAUGACGCUGAUCCUGUUUAUCGACUUCCUCAGUGCAUAUAUAUUUAAAUCCCUGAACGACAGGACAGUCAGCCUGCUCAUUCUUGGGCUGAUUAGCCAUGUGUGCUGCUCACUUACAGCAUUUCUUGGCAUGGACAUACUGAACACCUUUUUCUAUCUUACAUUUGUCAUGUCGAACCUGGGCGUGCUUCUGCUUACAUACGUGGUUGGGUUUGACCGUGUAUUCAUGGGCCUAGGCCACUAUCUUGGGAGAUUCAGAUUCUUUCCGAACUAA
Molecule: messenger RNA, 558 nt
Organism: Encephalitozoon hellem ATCC 50504
Lineage: Eukaryota; Fungi; Microsporidia; Unikaryonidae
Exons: 1
Coding region: 1-558 (185 amino acids)
Source: RefSeq, a predicted model, not a curated record